Messenger RNA from Lentinula edodes (shiitake mushroom), 2202 nucleotides. RefSeq lists its product as uncharacterized. Bases 1 to 2202 code for a protein of 733 amino acids. Lineage: Eukaryota; Fungi; Basidiomycota; Agaricomycetes; Agaricales; Omphalotaceae. The transcript has a single exon. The record is from RefSeq and is a predicted model, not a curated record.
AUGGCAACACCUACAUCCAAUCCGAAUUCUUCUCGGCUUUCUCGACUCAUUAGUCUCCUUCUAGAGAUUCACCCGAACACUUUAUCGUUGACUUAUGCCAAUAGUAGUAAUAAAUCUCCUUCCGAGUCCUUUUCUGGCCCUCAAUAUCCGUUCGACCUCGAAGGCAUUGCUGAACUGGAUCAGGAAUUCUGCCUUGGUCUGGGAUUUAGCGAGAAGAAGAAGAACACAGCAGUUCACGAACUCCAGAGCGGGAUCUUUGCCGAGAAUGGAGUCGGAGGACAGUCGGAUAAGGUUGAAAAAUUCGAGAAUUUUGAGUGGGAGGAUGUUCUACAAGCAUACGUCGGAUCAUCGACCACCUUUCUUGUCACUUCUACAACAACAACACCGACAACCUCGACAUUCACCCAAUCAUCCCCGAGUUCUAAUCCUCCCUUACUUCCUCCCGCCAUCCGCCAACUACUUGCUCACGUCCAUGCUCACUCUCUUCUUCGAGCACCUAUCGACCUCCCGUUCUACGACCACAACAAGCGAAUGGUCGGUAUGUCCCUCAAAAAAGCUCACGAAGUGACGCGGAUGGCUGCAUAUGUUGCAUCCAUUGUCCAGAACCUUCGUGUACCCAACGGUGUAUACAUUGUCGACGUCGGUGCAGGUCAAGGUCACCUUGCUCGUGAGCUUCUUGACGUCGUUCCGAGUGUAAGAGGUGUGUUGGCGUUGGAUGGCGAUGCUGUUCUUGUUGAAAGACAAGCAAAUGCGCGUCCGGCCAGGGGUAAAGGCAAAAAUUACGCUGUGGACUCUGGAACCGAUGGCGGAGGUGCUACGACCAAAGUAACACAUAAAUUCUGUCACGUCACCUCCCCGGAGAAACUCAUACAGGCUGUCGAUGAGUGGUUUGUGGAGAUAGAGACAUCGGAGGUCCUGCGUUCAGAUGUCCUGAAACCCGUCAUCUUGAUAUCAUUGCAUGGUUGUGGUUCUCUCGGCAUUGAUGUACUUCGAGCUUUUGUCGGCAACAGCCAUGGAAUCGAAGAAUUCCAGCGAGGAAAGCGGAAAUGGGGUUUCAUUGCUUGUGUUACGGUUCCAUGUUGCUAUAACCUAUUGAGGGAAGGGGAGUAUCCGUUAUGUGCAGCACCCUGUUCCUCGCUUUCAUCUCAUCCUGAUUCUUGCGGUGAAGCUUUCAAUCAACUUACUCCGCCUUUUCGGGCCGCGACGUCUCCCAUCACAAAAUACAUCCUCCCUCACCCUUUGACACCGAAUGCAUAUCACCUCGCAGCGCAGGUACCUGAUACCUGGGUCUGCUCCGAACCAAUGAAAACGUCAACUAUGGAAGACGUAACCUCAAAUUUUACGGAGAAGAUUGUCGUAUCUGCUGCUCUCGCGGUGCGCAAAGUCGUUUGGCGGGCUUUGUUGGAGUGUGUUUUUGUUCGGAAAGGCAUCAAAAUCAAGCUGGGUGGUGAUUCGGAGGAUACCGAUAAAUCUUCUGGACAGGGAUUUAUCCCGCCUAUGGAGGCGAAUGCUUAUAUACAGGGUGGUCUCAACAACAAACAUAGCAAACGUUUGAAUAAUAAUGAUAAUAAUUCCUCUCCCAAGUCUUCCUCUGCAUCUACGACGUCUUACGCAGGUAAAUUAGGCUCCAACCUCGAACAAGGUCAUCUCGGGAAGAUCGGCCGCUUUCCCUCCUGUGCGUACGACUCGUGGUCGACGUUUUUGGGUAUGGCUGGUUCGAGGUUGGGGGUUGAGCUCUAUCAUGAGAAGUCGUGGACGACAAGCCCAACCUCGCCCAGUAGUCCACUUUCGAUGUCCGCUGUUUCAUCUGCAGUCCAGCGUAUGCCCUCGUCUCAGUCGGGUACAAAUCAAAGGUCUACUUCCGGUACAGCUCAGAAUCACUCAAUAUCCGCAGCACUCCCUCCUUCUCUCGCCCCUCUCGCUCGUGCAUUAUCCAUAUUUUAUGUCCUUCGAUGCAUUUUAGGCCCACUUGUAGAGAGUGCAUUACUCGAGGAUCGGGUGCAAUGGGUACGGGAGCAGCUAGUAGCACGUAAACCAGACCUUCCGGCAGCAGAGGGCCGAGAGCGGGAAGUGACGUUAGUGAAGACUAACAUCGAGAUGGGGUAUGAGGCCUCACUUGUUCCGCUUUUCUCACAACUCGGGGAGGCAGGAAGUGCACGGAACGUUGCGGUAGUGGUGGUACCAAAAUAUAUUUCUGGGUAG